CUGUUCAAACAUUAGAAGGCCCAAUUGGCUAACGUGGGUUGGGUUGAGGUUUGUAUGCAUAAAACCCUUAAAGGAAUUUCACCAUUGAAACCUUCUUCCUGCUCUGUAAGCACCCCCAUUCUGUGCUCAAGAACUUUACUCUGUUAACUGAUUCAUUUGUGGAGGGAGAAAAAACCGGUAAAAUGCCAUUGGGGCUGAUAAUGGGAAUUGGGAGGGCGUUCAGGAGAAAGCGUACGUCUUCGCUCGAUAUUCUCACCUCGAAAAGGAGUCCGCGAGGUUAUUACAAGGGAAAGAAUUGCAAGCCCACUGGUUUCCACACUCGCAAAGGUGGUUAUGUUGUGGUACCUGAAAAGUUGCCAAACUAUGUAGUACCAGAUUUGACUGACUUCAAGCUAAAACCGUAUGUAUCCCAGUGUGCUAGAGAAGGUUCCGAGGCUGCUGAUUCAGCUAAGUAAAUUGGUUGAAUGUUGAAAAUGUUUUGAUUAAUCAGUAAUUAGGUAUUAUGAGAAAGAUUGUUCAUGGGUACCUUCAACCCUUUUGCCUUUUUUAGGAAAUUCUAUAUAUUCUUCGUUCUGUUAAUGAGUACGGAUUUUGUUGGCAUUCAUUUUCGCAUAAAACAUCGCCAACUCAUUUCA
Messenger RNA from Olea europaea var. sylvestris, 635 nucleotides. Its product is annotated as 39S ribosomal protein L41-A, mitochondrial-like. Lineage: Eukaryota; Viridiplantae; Streptophyta; Magnoliopsida; Lamiales; Oleaceae. Gene Ontology annotation, cellular component: mitochondrial large ribosomal subunit. The transcript is spliced from 4 exons. Gene Ontology annotation, molecular function: structural constituent of ribosome. The record is from RefSeq and is a predicted model, not a curated record. Bases 183 to 455 code for a protein of 90 amino acids. Gene Ontology annotation, biological process: translation.